This is a messenger RNA of Astyanax mexicanus (Mexican tetra), 1636 nucleotides long. It is a transcript of the gene nme3, whose product is annotated as NME/NM23 nucleoside diphosphate kinase 3. Gene Ontology annotation, molecular function: nucleoside diphosphate kinase activity. NCBI's taxonomy places the organism in Eukaryota, Metazoa, Chordata, Actinopteri, Characiformes, Acestrorhamphidae. The transcript is spliced from 5 exons. Gene Ontology annotation, biological process: GTP biosynthetic process; CTP biosynthetic process; UTP biosynthetic process. The record is from RefSeq and is a predicted model, not a curated record. The coding region runs from base 101 to 610 and encodes 169 amino acids.
UUUCGCGGCGUUAGUGCGCGUGCUCAGGCGCGCCCUCUUCUUUCUCCCCAAAAACUCGUGGGACAGGCGGGACAGCCGGCGAGCUGGACUCAGCAGAACCAUGAUCUGCCUUUUCUUAAGCCUGUUCGCCUACAUGUUUAAAACAGGAUGGACGGGGGUAAAUGAGAGAACCUUCCUCGCAGUGAAGCCGGAUGGUGUUCAGAGGAAGCUAGUGGGAGAGAUAAUCCGCCGCUUUGAAAGAAAGGGCUUCAAACUGGUCGGCAUGAAACUCCUGCAGGCUUCUGAAGAACAGUUGAUGGAGCACUACUGGGACUUGAGGGAAAGGCCGUUCUACAAAGGUCUAGUCAAAUACAUGAGCUCUGGACCCAUUGUAGCUAUGGUUUGGCAAGGCCUUGAUGUGGUAAGAAUGUCCAGAAGGAUGCUUGGAGAGACAAAUCCUGCUGACUCCCUUCCAGGAACCAUCAGAGGGGAUUUCUGUGUAGAAGUGGGAAGGAACGUUAUUCAUGGCAGUGAUUCGGUGGAGAGCGCUCAGAGAGAAAUCUCCCUGUGGUUCAAAGACUACGAGCUGUUCUGCUGGGACGAGAGCACUGAUCACUGGAUCUACGCGUGAUACCCUUCACUUUCAUCAUUCACAAACACAUACAGAGCUUUGCGGCCUUACACCUUCUAGUGCAGCAGUAGAAAGUUAUUUUGUUGAAGUGGCAUGCCAGAAGAUCUAUGUGAAGUUUUAGGCUUUUCAAAGAUAAGAUAAACACUGAUUUAGUACUCAUGCUGAGAACUGUGGUACGUAACCACUGAGAUAUAUAAAAAAUGAUCACCGUCCUCUUAACACGUCCUCUCUCCAUGUACUUGAUAACAUGUUUACAUUUCUGUGCACACGUGCACACAUUUUUGAUAUUUUCAUUAAUGCACAUAAACGAGCAAUAUGUAUGUUGAUAUAUUUGUAUGCUGUUACUUUAUAUGUUGCUGUCAUGCAAAAACCUUGUAUAUCCUAAAUGGCAGCUUUACAGGAGAAAUUAUUUCAAGUAAUUUAGGCUCAUUUCACUUGGUCCAUUUCUCAUAAAUGAGCAUUCAUCAUUUGAUUCAAUUAAAGAAUAAAAAACUUAACAUUAUGGAAAUGCAAGGUUUUGGUGGAUACAUUUGAACAAAAUGUACAUAUUGCACUUAACAAGUAAUAAUAUCUCAACUCUUUUUCUCUCAAAUGGUGGUGCUUUUAGAUUUACACAUUGAAUGAGAUGCUGGAAGCAGGUCACCUCAACUAUUUUUCUAUUAUCCAUAUCCAUUUUCUUUUUUUAAACUUCAGGAAAGGUCAAUGUCUCUAUGCUGAGAUUUUAGCUUUAUGUGAUGUAAUGAUUACAUGUGUUGUAGAUAAGUAAGACUUCAGGGCAUGUUUAUAAAUUAGAAUAAUAAGAAAAGCAAUAAUAAUAAUUUGGGUUUUACUGAUUAUAACUGAUUUGAUAAAAAAAUGAAUGAUAGAUGUAGACUGGUUUGGUCUUGCUCUCUGUUUGCACUACGCUUUUACUCGCUGGCAUUCUUAUAUGGAACAUGAUAAUUUUAUUAAUCCAAAUUAAGGAUUUAUCAUAAGCUCUGUUGACCAAAAUGUGUCCUGUUAUGAAGUAAAAGGUUUUUAAAACAA